AACGAUAGCUAUAUGACAAUAAAUUAUAUCCAUUAGUCCUAGUUUUUGAUAAUUUAUAUCUGAUGGAACCGAAUUGCACCCCUAUAGUCAUACACGAAUCACUAAGAGAUACAGAUAUUUCGAGGUACUUUUCUACAUUUCGUUUCAAGGUGAAAGUAUCAGAUAGAACAGAGAAAAAUUCAAUUAUAUUUCCCAAGUCUUCGCUCGCCGUCAUCGUCUAUCAAAUUCAGGAAAUUGUCAAGGAUUGGGCUGUUGGAAGAAAAAACAGCGAAUGUUUUAUUUCAUCGAAGCCUGAUAAAUCUAUACUUGACAAAACUGUUUUAUCAACGCUAUCGCAUUUUGCUUCUGUUAACAGGAAGUCAUACGUCGUCUUACUAGCUGCAAAAUUUGACAUACAUGAAAUGAUGGUGUUUACAGCUUUACAAGAAUAUUUCAUGAUGUCAAAUCUUAAUAUUCUUGUUGCGCAUAGCGCAAGAGAAUGUGUUGAAUGUAUAACAACUAUGGCGGAUGCCACAACAAAAGAAUCAAUUUUAAAAACAAAAGAAACAAUUGAUCAAAUAUCUCAAGAAAAAUCAAAUAGUACAGAUUACAUUGCAAAUGCUCUCGUGUGUGCAGGAAUUGAUAAAGAUGAUGCCAAUGCUAUUCAUCGUGCCUGUGGAAGCCUUGCGAACAUUGUACUAUCCGGGAACAAGGAUUACCUCUUGGAACGUACUAACUUGGAAGAUGCUACAGCUAAACAUGUGAUAGAGUUUUUUGGAAAGAAUACUAUUUAUCACUAGAAACAUCCUACAAGGCUGGAACAAGACGGAGCAACGACUUGGAUAUUAACCGAUUUUUUGAAUAUCACUAUCCAGGUGUGUCAAUGCAUGCCGAGUUUCGUGCCACUCGUUGUUUCGUUGUGUACACAUAUUGCAUGCAACUGUUUUUUCGCACUGUCAAGCAUUUAUUUGUUUUUUCUUUCCAAUUUAUUUCUGAAAAUAUUUGUAUAUGUGUUUUAAAUGUCGGCCUCUGCUAGUACCCCAUGUCUACCUGGUUUUUGAAAUGGGAUAAUCAAAAAUAUAACGUCUGUUUGCUGGAUGAAAAACUUCACAAUCCACAAACUUCAUCUUGGUCAGGCGAUUACAUGCUUCCAAUCUGAUUCGAUAUUCAAUAUCAGCUUUGUAUGUUCUUACUUUAGUCAGUUUUAUUGAAAUUUUUUACUCAAUAGAAGUCAUGUGUGACUUGUGAGAAUUCGACUACAUAAGAUUAUUCCAAAUAAAAAUGUUGUCUGGUUUUUAAUUGUUAUCUUUGUUGAUAUUUCGUUACCUUUUUUUGUUUUAUUUUUUACGCGUCCCUUUUUUGCAUCAAAUAUGUUGUAUGAUAACAUCAUUUUCGAGAAAUAGAAUCUUAAACUUCAGAAAAAUAAACCAUAUGAUUUGUUCAUCUAUCAGAUACUAUCGAUUUGUACACACCUAGAAACUCAAAGUGCUCCUUCAAAUACUUAUAUUUUGUUUUCAACUUAUUUAAAUGAUGCGUUUUAUACUUUGUUAUUUCGGUUAUUUGAAAUUUUCCUUUUACGUAAAAAUUUUACAUGAGGUAUGUUUCAUGUCCUUUGUUAACUGAGUAGACCAUUAGUGACAUAGGAAUAAUAAUUGACCCGGUAGACAGAUCACACCAUUGUGAUGACAAUAAAAUCGAUAUGGAAUAAUGUUGAUAUUUUCGAAAUCCUGUUAUAUCGGAACCUUCUAGAACAUUACAUUGCUUGGCCAAUGAUUUACGAAUAUUGAAUAGAGUUUCCGUAUUCGCAUUGUCCGCGAUUUUAGCUCGAACGUGUUGAAUUGCGCAUCAAGUAUCUCGAUUCUGAGAAGCGUCGAUAUUUUGUGUUUUGAGGUGCCGCGAGUGUCCUGGAAAAUCAAUACAUAUAACAUUUUAGGGAUGAUUUGAUGAUAGUGAACAAGACAUCAACUUCAAACGUGUCAUCGCCGUAGUCAUAU
Molecule: messenger RNA, 1973 nt
Organism: Styela clava
Lineage: Eukaryota; Metazoa; Chordata; Ascidiacea; Stolidobranchia; Styelidae
Product: protein SPO16 homolog
Biological process (GO): synaptonemal complex assembly; reciprocal meiotic recombination
Cellular component (GO): chromosome
Source: RefSeq, a predicted model, not a curated record